AUGCCUGCUCUAGAUGCUAAUAUGCCACAGAACCCUCCAGUGAAGGUGCCCUUCCCUCAGGCUUUGAAAUCUUCUAGGAAGGUACUGGAAAAUCAUGGUGAAAUCCUAGAAAAUUUAAAACAAGUGAAGAUCAACCUUCCUCUCUUGCAUGUGAUCAAACAAGUACCAGCAUAUGCCAAGGUCAUCAAGGAUUUAUGCACCAUGAAAAGAAAACACCAUGUCAAGAAAACUGCAUUCUUGACAGAACAAGUAAGUGCGGUGAUUGAACAAAAGAUACCGAUCAAAUACAAAGAUCCAGGUUGUCCUACAAUCGCUUGCCAAAUUGGGACACAAGGAUUUGGUCAAGCUCUCCUAGACUUAGGCGCAAGUGUUAAUCUCAUGCCUUAUUCAAUUUACUUGCAACUAGGCUUAGGAGAAAUCAAGCCCACAUCUGUGGUGCUACAAUUGGCUGACCGCUCAAUUAAAAAGCCACGAGGAAUAGUUGAAGAUGUCUUGAUUAAAGUUGGAAAAUUCUAUUACCCCGCUGACUUUUUGAUUUUGGACACUCAGUAUGAGGUUACUGAGCCAAAAAUUCCCAUCAUUCUCGGUAGGCCUUUCCUCGCAACAGCCAAUGCUCUCAUUAACUGUAGGAAUGGUCUCAUGAAAUUAUCUUUCGGGAAUAUGACUAUGGAGGUCAACAUUUUUCAUGUUGCGAAACAACCACCAGACGAGGAGGAAGAUUGCUAUCAUACUGAUGUGAUAGACACAAUUGUUGAGGAGGAAGUUCUUUUGGAUGAUGAUUCUGAUUCUUUAAAUGAUCUCCUCCAUGACUUUGAUACUGAAAAUAUGCUUUAUCCACCUGAGGAAGCUAAUGUUUCUUCCAUCCUUGAGAUGUCCCAAGAUGAAGCAUCACCGUCGCAAUAUGAGAAUUUGCGAUUCCAGACCCGAUCUAUGAAACGCUUCUUCGGGUCCAUGUGCGAUAUUGACAAAUUCUGGUAA
Molecule: messenger RNA, 978 nt
Organism: Cannabis sativa
Lineage: Eukaryota; Viridiplantae; Streptophyta; Magnoliopsida; Rosales; Cannabaceae
Exons: 1
Coding region: 1-978 (325 amino acids)
Source: RefSeq, a predicted model, not a curated record